GCUGCUGCUGCUGCUGCGAGACCUGUAAGAAUGAGAGGGUGAAGUAGUGCAGCAAUAGCAGACGUAACUCGGGCCUAGCACGGGGCCGGGCCGGGGACUUUCCCACGAUGCACAGGCGGCUGUGAGGCGGUACCCUCCGUUGACUACGGCACUUGGCCCGGUGCUGGACCCAUGCUCACCCGUUCCAUUUGCCGCACGUUUUCCAACUGUGUGACCGCACUGUCCCGGGCUGCAACAGGCCCAGGCCCAACAGUGAUGCCGCCACGGAAGAACAGCAAGGAGGUAAAAGGACAGAAGGAAAAGCCGUCAGAGACUGCCCAUCCUACAGGUCCUGUUACAAGAGACAAAACUGGAUCUGUUACCAUAGCUAUUCAUGCCAAACCAGGUUCCAAGCAAAAUGCUAUAACAGAUGUAACAUUAGAAUCUGUUGGAGUUGCGAUUGCUGCACCACCAUCAGAAGGUGAGGCGAACGCCGAGCUGUGCCGAUACCUUUCAAAGGUCCUAGAAGUAAAGAAGAGUGAAGUCGUCCUUGACAAGGGUGGAAAAAGUCGAGAGAAAAUUGUGAAGAUUUUGGCUGUCAUCACUCCAGAAGUUGUUUUAGAGAAGCUGCAAAGUGAAGCAUCCAGAAACUAAAUCCAAAUGUGGUUCUUUUGCCUUGUGUCAGCUGCAACUACUGGAGAACUUCUUGUAUUCGCCAAAUUUCACAAUGCUGAUUAAAAAAUGAAAAAUG
Messenger RNA from Pseudophryne corroboree (corroboree frog), 730 nucleotides. RefSeq names its product chromosome 6 C15orf40 homolog (gene C6H15orf40). NCBI's taxonomy places the organism in Eukaryota, Metazoa, Chordata, Amphibia, Anura, Myobatrachidae. The coding region runs from base 172 to 633 and encodes 153 amino acids. The record is from RefSeq and is a predicted model, not a curated record. The transcript has 4 exons. Gene Ontology annotation, cellular component: cytoplasm.